UCAAGGUGUUUACUUGAUUGAUAAGAAACUUGUCAAACGAAUCUGGAAUCCUCACAAAAAAGUUUGACAAGAAUUCUCGAAUUAGCAAUGAAAUUCCACACAAAGCUAACUCAAGGAUUUGAUUCUCGAUACACAACUCAAAGAACACAAAACUAUGCCGAGUAAUUUUUAUUCAACAAACUUGUUUGAUUUACAACGUGAAUUUGAAAGGUAUUUAAAGUAAGAAAAAUCUAAUACAAACCUAAUGGAACAAGGAAACAAUAAGGUAAAAAAGCAAACUCUAAAAAGAACACAAAAAUUGGCAACAAACUCUCUUUCUUCAAGCACAAGUUGCCAGAAAACAAAUUUUGUACUAACUUCGUGCUUUUCGUUCGAAGCCUUCCAGAUAUCCAAUCUUUGAUCCAAUGCUUUCCCUUUGUAGAAAAACAUACCUAUUUUCAUGUUGUGGAAGCAUUUGGACUCGAAUCACAUCCAUGCUCCUCAAAUUGAGCUCCAAAGUAGGCUUCACAAACUUGUUUUCUGCCUUAGCCAUUUUCAUGCAGUUUUCAGCUUUCCAUAUAGCAUCUUUGGGCGUAUGGAAAAUGGUCUUAAUGGAUUUCUCUGGAUCCAAAAACCAUACCAAUGUGUAGAGGGUAACUUUAUCUUCAAAACAAACAUCUAACCUUGAACUUUCACCGAGCCAAUUGAGAUAACUAUGCCUCCAAAGUAGGUAUCAUGAACUCAGAUUUUGACUUAGCCAAAUUCUGCCCUUCUUCUUCCCAACUUCUGUAGCUUCUUCGUCAAAUAAUUUUGGCUCGCAUAUGAUGCAAUCUGGGUUUGUAAGCACACACUAGAAUAAGAGGUAAAGAUCUCUUGGCAGCAUACUCCAUCAAACGAGUGAUUUUCUCGCCUACGACCGAUCCCAUACUACCCCCCAUAAAUUGAAAAUCCAUAACUCCAAUUGCUACAGGAAUGUCGUUUAGUUGACCUGUACCUGUUUGAACACUUCGGUUAAUCCCGUCGUAGGAAUGAUAUCUAUUUGUUUCUCUUUUUUGUCAAAAUAAAUUGUUACUUUGGAGACGUGUUUAUGGUGAUGAGGUACAAAAAUAUAUCAUGUGGUAUAACCUAAAAUAUCACUGCAAUAAUUUGUAACACUAUAGUAUAUUUCUUGACUGGGUGGUAACAUAAAUAAUAUCACAAUAAAACAAAAAUAAUACUGACUAUACUAUGACAACAUUUUUUUUUCCUUCAAAAUACUACAAAGUGGAUAUCAUCUUGUAGAUCUGGUUAAAUUAAAAUUUUAGUUGAAAGGAAAAAAUGAAAUAAAUCUUUUGCUAUUAAUGGGGGGGAAAAUAAGUGGAGAGAAAAACAAUAUGUGCUACAAUUUUAUUGGUCGAAACUUUUAUUUUAAAUUUAUCUUUUUUUAUUAUAAUCAAAGCAGAUGCAUCUAACUUUCAUUUAUAACCAAAUUAGUCUAUGAGAGACCCUAACAGACACAGUCAUUCAAAAUGUAGUGAUACAAAGCCGGAAAAGAGCUCGAGAUACAAUGCAUACCCAAAGGUAAGCUAUGACCUAAUCCUGCGAGGAAUUCAACACACUUGUUGGCCUCAUGAUAGAUAUGGAGCUGGACCUCCCAGCAGUCCUAGCUCAAAAGAUCCUGGAAACUGUAAUAAUCUCAGCAUGCUGGUGGUCCGUGUGCUUGGUGUUGUGGAGAAGUUGCAUCACACGCCUCGAGUCCCGUUCAACUUUGAUUCGUCGAUAUCUCAUAUCUCAGGCUAGUUGAAGUCCUUCCACAACGCUCCUUAAUUCAGGCUGGGUGAUAGAACACAUACCCAAGUUAUGAGCGGACAAGCACCAUCCUACUUGAAUUUCCCUUGUAAAUUGUGUAGAUGUAGAAGUGCUAAUUAUUUCUACAUGACUCUAAAAGUUUGACCUGGUACAUAGUAAUGUGGGGAUGCGAAUAUCUACCACAUCUGAGUUCCAACAUUGAUGCCAACAAACACCCAAAAAGAAUUAUUUAUACACCUCUAAAACACUCUAAUCCCUGUGUCUUUUACGCUCCCGCGGUUUAUCAAAUUUCUUGAAGAUCCCAUCUUCUGGGGAAGUGACUUGAGACGAAGGAAUUAGAGAAUUUUUUAAAAAAAAAUUUAGUGAACAAAGUGUAUUAUUAUUCUUACUAGGGCAUGCUUACCUUUUACUAAGUUGCGUCCCCUUUUAUUAACGAGAUUCCUUAAAUAGGCCUGUCUCCGAUUGUAGGUUGGUCCUUUACCAUUAUGUGAAAACACGGUUCUUCAUCAAUAUGUUAUCUUAUUUGGGCAACGUUGAGAUGCAGUGUUCUGAGGUCUAUUAGUACAAUCGGCUCUUGGAAUUUGCAGAGCUUUGCGGUUUCUUUAUUGCUACCUCCAAUUCGUUGGGUAAAGAAACUUUUUUGCGCCAGAGAAAAGCAUAACCUACACCAAAGAUAAUAUAUUUACAGCAAGGAAGGAGAGUAUAAGAUCGGCCAUGUGCACGUAUUAAUGCAUCCCCAAAAUAUCCAUCAGCUAUUCAUAUCUACGAGACUUAAUUAGAAAGGAUACUGUUCCAGAGAAAUUAUGGAGGCUACAAGUCUAAGCUAAUGAGUUCAUUUUGUAUCGUCGCAAAGAAGUAAUUAUUUAUAUUGUAAACAGUAAAUAUAUGUUUGUACAUUUAAGAAAACCCAUGUGCAACUGCUAAUGCAAAAAUGGAAAAAAGAGAGAUCAGGGAAAGUAGGAAAACAGGGAAACCAACAAAGAAAGGUUAAAAAAUAAGACACAAGCCAGGAGACUAUUUCCUGCACAGCUGCACUUAGUUGAUGUAAAAACAAAUUCAGUGAUGCUUUGGUAAUUAAUCCAAUAUCUGCUUUAUUAAUAUUGUCUUAUUUGGGAAACGUUGAGAUGCAGUGUGUUCUGAGGUCCUAGACUAUGCAAUGGAAUUAAAAAAAGCAAUGAAGGCAUUAGGGCAUG
Messenger RNA from Linum trigynum, 2960 nucleotides. NCBI's taxonomy places the organism in Eukaryota, Viridiplantae, Streptophyta, Magnoliopsida, Malpighiales, Linaceae. The record is from the annotation of a GenBank genome assembly.